This is a messenger RNA of Punica granatum (pomegranate), 1622 nucleotides long. Lineage: Eukaryota; Viridiplantae; Streptophyta; Magnoliopsida; Myrtales; Lythraceae. The record is from RefSeq and is a predicted model, not a curated record.
AGGUGGGAGAGCCAGAGGAUGCUUCCUCCCUCCAACAUGGAACCUCCCCUGAAACAUCCCCGACGUCCAAAAAUUCCGCCAUUUAUAAACUCUUACGGCACACAUUCUCAUUUUCCACUCCAACACAAGCACAAAGCCAGCCAGCCAGCCAGAGUCCCCAAAAAUCCUAUCCUAACGAUCUCUUGUCUCAUCAUCAUCAAUUAGCUAAGCUUAAAGGCUCGAUCAACUCCUUUCCCCUCCCCGUUCUGAACUUAUUUUUCAAAUUGAGGCCGUCGAGAAAUUCCUAUUCUCGAGUAGUAGCAAUAGUUUUAGUACGUACUAAAUCCUCAUCAUAAUUAUUUAUAGUAGUCCGAUCUCGUACGUACAUAUAUAUAUAUAUAUAUACAUACUUAUAUGGCUUCACAUGUCGAUGAGACAACCACAACGACCUUGGACCUCAUUAGGGAUCACCUCCUCGAUGACUCUGUGCCUUCCUUGGAUACCCUCAUAACUGCUCUUCGAUUUCCCCAAGCCCCACUCUGCAGCCCCAACCGGGGGAGCUAUGACGAAUACGAUGAUCCCCCAUCCAAUAAUCAACCUCACAAUUACGCCCAAUUACUACUACUCCAAUCCGAGGCCAAGCCGAAGCCCCCACAGCCACUCAUCAUCCGUCAACAUUCGAGACCCCCGAAACCGUCAGCUUUGAGUGCUCGGCGGCCGGCAAUCAACGUGGCUAUCCCUAUGGCGCCCAUGGGAGUUAUAACUAAGGGAACCACUGUCGACCAUCCGUCCACGACGAGCCAGCUGCAGAGCGUUUCCCAGUUGGAGUCCGGUGGCUCGAAGAAGCACUACAGGGGAGUGAGACGGCGACCCUGGGGAAAGUUUGCGGCGGAGAUCCGAGACCCGACCCGGAAGGGAACUCGGGUCUGGCUCGGGACCUUCGAUACCGCGAUCGAAGCUGCCAAGGCCUACGAUAGGGCAGCCUUUCGGCUGCGCGGAAGCAAGGCCAUACUGAACUUCCCACUGGAUGCCGGAAAGUCGCCAGCUGGACCCAGUCCCCCAGCCCCAGUCUCGAAAAGGGAGAGACCGUCGGACUGGGAACUAGAAUUGGAUCAGAACAACGGUGAUGAGGAGGGAGGAGGGGGACCUAAUUAUAAGAAGAAAGCUGUGAAAAGAGAGCCGCCGUCGUCGUCGGAAUCCAGUUCCAGUACCGGGGAUGCAGGGGGGGCUAAUUGCCCGUUAACGCCAUCGUGUUGGAUGCCAUUUUGGGAUUUUGCGGAUGUGAACGAGGACAGCAUAUUCAGCGUGCCACCGUUAUCGCCGUUAUCUCCUUAUCGAUCAGUUGGGUGCGCCGCCCCACUUUUGGUGAAGUGACUUAUAAUUAGAUUAAAUCAAAUUAGAUUAAAUGGGAAUAUACAUACAUACACAUAUAUGUAAUAAUUGUAAAGAUUUUGGGGGCAGGUUUCUAAAUUGGGAAAGCUCCGAUGUGAUCUUACCUUAGAUUCGAUUCGGUUGAGGAGUACUGCGGUAAUAUUCUUUACUCCCAUCCAAGAGCACCGCACAAGAACAGAACAUUGGUUUCUUAAUGGAUUUGUUUGUUCAUUGGUUUUGUUAAUCAUAUUUCUAAUACUAGUGUUCAAUCU